AUGGCUCUCAUUGACCUCGAGAAGGCGUAUGACCGUGUACCGAGGUCAGAGGGAUCUACUCUCUUUCCGUAUAUAUUCGACCUUAUAAUGGAUGUCUUAAGCGAAGGAGUUCGAGAGGAGGCACCCUGGACAGUGUUAUUUGCAGAUGACAUUGACAUUGUCUUGGUGUGUAAUACUGAAGAAUCAUUGAGAGACAAACUAUCGCAAUGGAAGAGGGCUUUGGAGGACCGAGGCUUGAAGAUAAGCAGGACAAAGUCUGAGUACCUCUCAUUUAAUGAUUUUGAGGAGGAAAAUGGGGUGGAAAUGGAUGACGAGGUUAUUAAGAGGCUACCAGCUUUUAUAUAUCUAGGCUCACAUGUGACAGAGGACGGUGAACUGGAUGUAGCAGUAAAGCAACGCAUUCAGUCAGGGUGGCAGGCUUGGAGAAGGUUUUCAGGAGUACUCUGCGACAAGAAGAUCAGCACAAGACUCAAAGGGAAGGUUUACAAAACAGCUGUGAGACCUGCUCUCCUUUAUGGGAGCGAGACAUGGCCAAUUAAGAGGGUGCAUGAAAAGAAGAAGAAGAGGGAGACCCAAGUUAAGUUGGAGAGACAGGCUGAAAGAAGACCUGGAAGACAAGGGACUCAGAAGGGAAGAUGCGAUGGACAAAGCAAGGUGGAAGAGACUAGCGAGGAACUGUGA
Penaeus vannamei (Pacific white shrimp) is the source of this 681-nucleotide messenger RNA. Lineage: Eukaryota; Metazoa; Arthropoda; Malacostraca; Decapoda; Penaeidae. The record is from RefSeq and is a predicted model, not a curated record.